Lates calcarifer (barramundi perch) is the source of this 663-nucleotide messenger RNA. It is a transcript of the gene calml4b, whose product is annotated as calmodulin-like 4b. The record is from RefSeq and is a predicted model, not a curated record. NCBI's taxonomy places the organism in Eukaryota, Metazoa, Chordata, Actinopteri, Centropomidae. Gene Ontology annotation, molecular function: calcium ion binding. The transcript has 3 exons. Bases 112 to 567 code for a protein of 151 amino acids. Gene Ontology annotation, cellular component: myosin II complex.
UGAACCUUCAAGACUCUUUCAUCAAGCACCACAUGUUAAUACAGGCAGAAAACAUGGAGCUGCUCUUUAUUCUGCUUCUCUUUACAAACCUUAGUGAGCUAAACCAACCUGAUGGUGUGUGUUUGUGUGGUUACUGCAGAGUUUAAGGAGUGUUUCUCUCUGUAUGACCGCCAGCGGAAGGGGAGGAUUGAAGCCCAGGAGUUGAUCAUAGUGAUGCGAUGCCUCGGGUCAAACCCCACCCCCUCCGAGGUCCAACGACACCUGCUCAGCCACGGCAUAGAUCGGGGCGGAGAGCUGGACUUCUCCACCUUCCUGAGCAUCAUGCACCGGCAGCUCCAGCAGGAGGCGCCGGAGGAGGAGAUCCUGGAGGCCAUGAGGAUGGCCGACAAGGAGCAGAAGGGCUUCAUCCUGGCCUCUGAGCUGAGAGCCAAGCUGACCGGACUGGGAGAGAAACUGACUGACAAAGAGGUGGACGAGCUGCUGAAGGAGGCGGGCGUUGGGGCUGACGGUCGGGUCAACUGCGAGCAGUUUGCUAAAGCAGUGACGCGCUCGUCUGCAAAGCGCUGACGCUGUGAGGACGCAGAGCUGCUGCUCAAGACUUUAGCUUUAUUAUGUCUCGAUGUUCUGUUAGUUUAAAGGAUAAGUGGUAUUUUUAAACCUUGG